Molecule: messenger RNA, 552 nt
Organism: Haliotis rubra (blacklip abalone)
Lineage: Eukaryota; Metazoa; Mollusca; Gastropoda; Lepetellida; Haliotidae
Product: putative sodium-dependent multivitamin transporter
Exons: 3
Coding region: 1-552 (183 amino acids)
Biological process (GO): sodium ion transport; transmembrane transport
Cellular component (GO): membrane
Molecular function (GO): symporter activity
Source: RefSeq, a predicted model, not a curated record
AUGGAGUCUCUUGCGUUUGGGAAAUGGGACUACACAGUGUUUGGCGUCAUGGUGGCUGUGUCUGUGAGCAUCGGCAUAUACUACGCCAUUGUGAGUAGGCAUGGUAGGCUGGACGAAUACCUUCUGGCUGGACGUUCGAUGACCUUCCUUCCCGUCGCGCUGUCUUUGUUGGCGACGUUCACUUCGUCAAUUACCAUGGUUGGAGCGUCUGCAGAGGCCUAUUGCCAUGGCAUCAUGUGGAUUCUCAGUGAGAUGGCCUUCUCCGUGGGAAACCUUCUGGAAAUCUUCCUUCUUUUGGCACUUCUGAGGAGACUCAAUAUCUCUAGCCCGUUCCAGUUCCUUGAGGGCCGCUUCGAGUCUCGAGCUCUGCGCCUCAUAGUGACAGUGCUUGGAUGUGUUGAGAACCUUUUCUACUUGGGCAUCAUCUUGUUUGGACAAGGCAUGGCAUUGGAGGCAGGUAAUGGAAAACAUAUCUCUGCCAUGCAUGAUCGUCACCAUAACCGUAUACCCAGUAGCAAACACGAUAUGUGCAACAUCUGUCCCAAACUGUAA